Pocillopora meandrina is the source of this 14506-nucleotide messenger RNA. The record is from the annotation of a GenBank genome assembly. Lineage: Eukaryota; Metazoa; Cnidaria; Anthozoa; Scleractinia; Pocilloporidae.
UCAGCCGGAGAGCUAUUUUACAUCACAGAUUGGGAAGGAGAAUUACGUACUCCAGACUACCCUAACACAUACCCUACCAAAUCCAAUCUCACUUGGAUCAAGUCUGUUUCACCUGGAAAUAGAGUAAAGAUCACUGUCCGAGAUCUUGAGGUAAAGAAUACGGCAAACCUAAAUAACAUCAUUCUUGAAUAAUUCUUGCCUCUCUUACUUAUAGUUGAAUUGGACACUAGCAAGCGGGUAAGCUCAGUCGCCCUACGUGAAGUUUGAUGAAUGCAAAGCCUUCCUUUAGUGGAGGAUUUCUCAAAGAGCGGCUGAUAACAGAGCCCGCCAAUAUAAUCAAUCCUCUCUUAACGGUCACGUAACCCAUUAAAGCACUUCAUUUUAUGCGGAAACCGCUCUUAUAAGGUAGAUUGAUAAACUCGUAAACGGUUGUUUCCUGUUCUUGAUUAUUGGUUUUCGUAUGACUUUCCUCUCAACAGACGCAAUGCAAUGGAGACUACUUAGAGAUCAGAGAUGGGGACAGCGUGGUGUCUCCGCUGAUUAGGCGAUUUUGUGGGAAACUUGAUAGGUCGCAAAGCGAGAUUAUUUCAUCCGGGACUAGCAUCUUAUUGCGCUUUGUGUCUGACAAUGUAAAUGACACCUUCAUGGAUCGAGGAUUUAUCUUGCAGCACAUUGGUGGGUUAAAUAGUUCCAACUAACUAAUGUUCAAGGGGUUGAGGGUGAAGGUUACAGUAUGAUUAACUGGGAUUCCACAGCCGGAAUAGGUGCUUUUCAACACAAUGUUCCUUCAACUAUCCGCUAUCGGGAAGGAGCCUUUUGAUUAUAGAAAAAUUGGCCUUAGCGGUAGACGAGUGUAUCAUCACGAUGAUUAACCGUCAUCUUUUUCACAAUAUGGAUAUCACUCCGCUUUCUCGCAGAAACGUGAUGAGAAGAAAGACAAAGAUUAACUAAGGAACAUUGUUUGAUUUGACACAAAAUUCUUGGAGCUAAUUAUGAGACACCUAUAAAAGUACAAGAACAUGUUGAUUUCUUAUUUCUGUUUACAGGAAUAUGUAAAGUACACAUUAAUCAGACCACCGGAGUCAUCACCACGCCAAAUUACCCUAACAACUACCCGAACUAUAUGGACUGUCUCUGGACGAUACAGCUUCACCCUGCCAUGCUAAUCCCGCUAGUAUGCGACGAAAUCGCCAUAGAAAAGGAAGAAGGCUGUCCGUAUGAUUACAUGGAGAUACUGGAGGGCGAUGGUCUUCACUCUAUGGUCAUAGGAAGACAUUGCGGAGUGUUGAAUCGAUCUCUGACAAUCGAGCGAAACGGAAGUUUGAGCAUACGGUUCGUGUCCGACCAGGAUAAAGAAAAUAAAGGAUUCCGUUGUUCAUAUGACAUCCUCAGAGGUUAGUUAGUAGUAACCAACAUUCACUGUUAGUAAUAUAUCUCCAAAUAACCAAACUAAUUGGCAUUUCUCAUGAUACAUCGCACGAUUCACCUAUCUUCUCUCUGUCUCUGUAACGUGUUCCUUAGAAAGAGAAUCAAAGUAAGAGACUGAAUCCCCGGCAGACGUCUUGCUCCGAAGGUCCUGCCGCUCAUGUUACUCAAAUUUUCUGGUUUGUCGCCAAUCACUUGCCAUCUAAAGAUUUAAUUCGUGUAGUAAAUGCUAUUUGUAAAUGUCACAUAAGAGAGAUCUAAAAAUAGCUCACUAGUGGGGGUAAAGCCUUUAAUGACUAUACAGUCUCUUGAUUUGAUCUUCUCACCUCGUCUCUAUCAAGAAGGGAAGAAAUAUUUUGGCUAUAAUCGCCAAAUACCAUAAACCGUAAACUUGUGCAUUAAACAUAAUUAAAUGACAAUAUCUCUGUGAAGUAAUUUAUUCAAUAAUUAUCAACACUUUACUACUUAUUUUAAUUGGACAUGUGCGGGAAGUAGAAAGCUAUCCUCUGCUAAUAUUAGAGUAGCAUUUUAUAGUCCAAGGAUUAGAGUUAAUAUAUCAUUAUAUUUAUUUUUGAUGAUAUUUUAAAGAUUGUGAUAUAAUUCUCCAAGGUAAUUAAUAGAUUAACUGGUUUGGUAGCACAUAAAGCACCACUAUAUCACAAGCUAAAUUCUCAUAUAACAUAACUGACACGCAAAAACUUGACAAAGAUGAUCGCUCCGCAAUUCAUAUAAACAUCACUGGACUAGUAACCUAACUGCACUGUAAAGGAAAAAGUCAAACAGAAAAGCGUCGUGUGCACCCUUAAACAAUUGUCGACGCUGCAACAGUUGAUGUUCCCCGAGACUGCCCUCACGUGCUCACACCAUUUGUCGUUAGUCAGAGGAUACUGGACGCAGUGGACAGAAUGGACGGAGUGUCGUCGUCAUGAAAACCAGACUAGAAGCAGAACGUGCAUAAAUCCUUUGCCAGAAAGCGGACUGGAACUGCUUUGUGGUGAUGUAGCAGAAACAGAGAGGCGGAACUGUAGUAAGUAGACGUCCACUUUCUUUGUAGAAGCAAAUGAUAAUGUUAUUGAUCAGUUCAUCAUCUGACUUCCAAAUGAUGAUAAGAGAAAAAAGGGUAUAUUUAAGUUAAAGUUAAAUUAUUAUAUUAAAGAAAAAAGGGUGAUAACAAAAUCGGGCGACCACGCAGCGGGAGUCCGAUUUGUUUCACACGAGUAUAAUUACAGACCGAAUUCAACGACACGAAGUCUUAUUACCAAUUAAUCAUAAAAAUUACAAUCUUCUUGAAAAGAAGAAUAGCCAAAUUAUGAAAGAAAAGGAAAACUUGCAAUUUGCAAAAAGCCCCAACUUAGGAGUCUGUACACUGUUUCUAAGAUGAUUGUAACCAAGGUUGUGAUUGAUUGAUUGAUUGAUUUAACAAACGAUAACAAACUGUUUGAUAAUAACUUGGCAAGUAUAUUAGUGAAAAUAGGAAUUUUUUAACUAUCACAAUCGAAGAAAUUUUAAUCUUAUGAUUAACUUUUUAAUCCAAUCAGACUUGCCCUCUUUACUAUAACAACUAUACUAUUACAACAUUUUUUCUUUUUUAUCUUUUCAAUCAACAGGUGUUAUAUCACUGUCAAACACUAUCCUACUAUCUUCAAGUGGUACUUACCACGCAUCAAGUCUUCCAAGCAUUUCGUUAAUGUUAAGUCAUUUCAGUGGAACUGUGUACUUAGGUCAAGACAACACUACACCAAAUCCACGUCAUUUCUCUGCUGAAAUCUUCAUAACUCAAUCUGAUGUCAAGCUUUCUGCGAGCAAUUCUAGCGUCACAUCGUUUUUAAGGCAAUCUAUUUUAAAUUACUCAAUGGUUGCACCGAGACAGCCCUUUUCCACAUUGUCACAAUAUUCAAGUGGUGAUAAUGUAACUGAUGUUUCGCUUACUUCAAGUAAUUCAGUCGCAGCACUCCAAGCAAACAAAUCGCUUGACGUCCUUGACACUCGAUCUUUUGGUCACUAUGGUGCUAGCUUUACAUUGUCGUCAAGUCAGCUUGAUGUUGGACUCUCUGCGAGUCACGAUACUCUUUCGUCAAGUCAUCUCAACGUACCAAGUUCUCGUGGUGCGAUGGUACCCUCAAGUCGGUAUGACGGUUCAAGCUCUAAAAGAAAUUACCUUGUCACACAAUCCACGAGUCCAAGCCAUCGUAUUGUUAAGUUAUCUCCAGAGAAAUCCCAGGUCAUGCAGUCUGUAACACUUAAAACACUUCAACGCACACAUCAUAACACAGGAUAUUCUACGUUGGAGACAAUGAGACUCUCAUCUUUGCCCUAUUUUUACACACCGUCAAUGUUUACAUUAAACAAGUCCUUUGUUACAAAUAUCAACUCAGUUGCAAAGACCAAUAACACAUCUGAAAAAGCCAGACGCGACCAUAUGAACACAUCCUUGCCUUCCGGCAUAAGUUUUCAGCUCCCAGUUCUCUCUGGCACAUUUACUCCUUCCACCGAAAAAAACUCUCAAGAUGGCAUCGUACCAUUGGUAAAUGAAAGUACUUUGAUAAAGCCUUCACUAUCCGUAGACAGAGACACACCGUUGUCUGUAAAUCCAAACCCAAAUACCAUGAACACCUCUCAUGCCUCUCCAGUCGACUCAUCAAUCAAUGGCAACUCUUCUCACAAAUCUUCUUCAGGAUCAAGCUUAAUGAAUUAUUCAGUGGAGAAUAGCAGUGCACACCACAGAUAUAUGCAGAUGGUACAACUCAGUAAACCAGACAAUGUAACUCAUAUCCAAACCCGUCUGACGAACAUCAUUUCCGAUGCAAACAAUUCCUCGCUUUCUACCCAUAAACUUUCUUUACUGAAGAAUAACCUUGACGCUACGUUGACGAAAAGAUCCAAUCAUUCAUCAUUUCCAUCAUCAAACAUCAUCCAAAAUUUCACCUCAGACGUGAGCAUCUUAACAGAUUCUUCUUCUGAUUUUCUACGCGACAUAUAUACAAACAGACUUGCUUUAUCCAGUGUACAAAGUAUAGAUAGAACAAUCUUUGCUACUAAAGGUUUCAAGGCCACUAUCGCCAAAUUAUCAUCUUUUUCUAAAGCGUCAGGUAAACGUUCUUAUUGUUAUUUUAUUAUAUAGGACAAACCCUUCGAGUACAUGAAAUCGAGUGUUCUUUGUAAACUUCUCGAAUACAGAAAUAAAAAAGUGAGAGAAGUCUGGGCUCUUGGUUUUCACUUCUUCGUUCAGCUUUCAGGCUUUUUCUUUCCAUUUUUUAAAGUUCCUGUGAUAAAAUUAUUUUCCGUUUUGUGGCGGUACUUUGUAACAUCGGUAUUCUCCUCAAAAAGUUAGUACUUGAGGCUCAACGUUUGUGUACCAGAUGAAGUUUUCCUGACUUAAGGCUAAACGUGCGCGUGUCAAAGUUGAUUUCUCUCGUUAGGUUGAUUCUUUUAAAUUUUGGUUGUUCCACAGAAUCUGCAGGUUUGGUCACUCUCAUUUCUCAGAGAAUCCAAGCUACCCCGAGUUUUUCGCUUCCCUCUCGGAAAGACAGCAACACGCCCGUAACUGGAGAGACUUAUGCUCAACCUUCUGGCAGAAUGUAUUCGUUAUCAACUCCAGCUCAUCAAAGGCUUCAAUCUUCUUCGCCUGUUUCCAUUCCAGCGACGGCUCAUAACCCUUUAUUGGGAGACAGGACUACUCUGAUGAAAACCACGUCAUCACGAAAUUUCUUAAUCAAAAAGCCUCAUACAAGAGUCGAUCCGUCAUCGACUCCUCACAGACUAUUUGUUACUGAAAUACACGUUUACACUUCGUUUCAAGGCCCUCAAUCAUCUUCACCAAUGUCAACCACCUUUUCAACAAUUGUAGGUACGUAUGAGGAUAACAAUAGCUUCAAAAUAACAGCAGAAUGUACAAAAGGCAGUGACAUGGCACGUAUUACAAUUUUCUUAACUUCUUGUUAUAAGUGUAGCGGUAAUUAGUAUAAAUCAACUGUUGUUCUCUAACAAAUGCUGCAAUUUGAUUUUCUGCUCUACUCGCUAGUCAUUCCGUUAUAGCUAUUGAGUAAAGUGAGUAACUUGAUAGUGUACAGUAUUUGAAAAAAUGAAUGAAAAUAAACAUAUAGGCCUGUCUCGUUAAAAUCUGAACAACUUGUAGAUUCAUACCAAAAUGAUAAGAGUAUUCGGUCUAGCUUUGUAUGUAUGAUAACGGUCACGCGACAGAAAUUUCGAGCUCACAAUUUAGUGCGAAAUGCAGCGAGCUAAUGAUUAGCGAACUGAACCUGAGAUCUUAAGUUUCGAUCCUUGGUCAUCCUUGGCUAGGAUCAACGUUUCAUGUCAGUUCCUGGGCACUCAAAGAGGUGUAACGUUUACUCUCGCCCCUCUCUGCUCAAGAACAUAAAACAUUGAACAAAUUUUCACGAUGUCACUAGUGUUGGAAAUGAACUUGAGAUUGAUACAAAAAGACAUGUACGACCAACACAGUGAUGAAAAACGUGAGAUGACUUUUAAUUGCAUUAAUCGGACCGGUGUGGAAUAAACAUUGGAGCAUUUCUAAAUUUAUUUUUUCUUUAAGCUGGGGUAAUUGAUGGUUAAUUAAUUUUUCUCCUCCAGCUCAAGGCCCAACGGGUAAACCAGACAGGCCACCAAUUUUGAAGUUCCCUUGGCACUUAACACCUUUUUUGGUCAUCAUAUUUAUCAUCCUUGUGGUUCUUGCAACUUACUACUUACGUGUUCCUGACGUUGUCCAAGCUAUCAUCCUUGCAGUAAAGGAAAAGAGGAAAAAAGAGAAGGAAUCGAAAGCAAACGACCUUGACCUCGAUACCGCAAACCUCGACUUGAGGAAGGGCAACUUCUCCACUGAAGGUUUGCAAACAUCGCACUUUCAUUCUUACCAGAGAGAGGUGUUUUACGAGGAGGCACUAAACUACGCAUUUUUUGAGACGGCAGCAAUGAAAACCGUCGAAUUCUCUGUUCGGCUUGAUGAUGAAAACCAGCAAAAUUCAGAAUCGGAGGAAUCUGUGGAAAUAUCUUGUGAAAUGGAAGAGGAAGCCGUCAAUAAAAAGCAAGGGUCUGAUACACUAAGUGAGAUGUUCCAUGCUUGUGAAUCUGAUAUUGAAACAAACAAACAUGUACAAAAACGGUUUCCUUCCGUGGACCUGAGAAGGAGGAGCAACGACUUACAACUCCAACAUACAGCGCCUUCGUAUGAAAUGUAGGAUUAAAUUUUCAUAAUCUUUUACGAGCUGGCAAUACUGCUUCUAUGAAAAUAGUGAAUAGAAACUGUAAAGAUAAUUUUCGUCCAAAUUUAAGCUUGCAAAGAUCCUUAUAUUUAUUUGAAGUGAUCAUAAAAUCUUAGGCUUGAUUUAAAAUAACAGCUGACCUAUCUAUCUUUUGAAUCCAAGUUUUUGCAAGAGACAUACGUAAUUGAAGGUAGUGAACAGAGUCAAGGAUAUUAUUUUCACAAAAACUUAUGAAGGUUAGGUUUCCAACGCUGAUAAAUAAGCGCUUGCUUAUGUACAAAGUCAAGGGUGAACCACAUCCAAAUUUAUAUUUGUAAUACUUUUAAUGGUCAUAAUUCGACUUAAUUUCUGAGACAAUCAGACUUCUCCAUGAUCAGCCAUGGUUGCCAUUCUUGAGCAUAAGGGGUAAAAUUAUCUCCAUUAGAUGGAGUUAGAUUUAUAAAAACUUUAAACACACACAAACAAGACUCGUAAAUUUGAUGUAAUAUCACAGGUGGAUAAUGGCUUCUAAGGCUGUUCCUUCCGUUCAUCAUAGAUAUUUGGUUUUCACGUCAACUUUUUUUAACGAUAAUUGAUUAAUUUGACAGAUUAACAGAUUAGCCGUUACUAACCUCAUUCCAACAACAACCUUCCUAUUUCAAUCUCUUUUUCCCGUAUUUAGAGCCAAUCAUUUCCUUAUCUUAAAACCUCUAAAAUUCGAUUGGUCCAGUACAAGUAGUGACCGCGCCCAUGACGUACACAGGAUAGCCAUUCGUUUACAAUAAUCUAUAAAUAUUUCCUCGUUAUUUAUCCCAUUACCCUUCCCUCCCCAACAAACAAAGGAAGUCAACCUUACGAUUGCCAUAUUUGUGAAGUCUUCCGGCUAAUUAAAAGUAAAUUUUAUCCCGCCCACUUGGCUAUGAGCCGAAUUCAAAUAUUUAACUUGAUUGAGCCACGCAUGUCUGUCUUGCAAGCUUGAUGUCAUUUCAUGACUCUGUCCCAGGCGGCCGCAUUUUUCUGCUCCAGUGAUGGCCAAGCGAUCGAAUGACAUUUGAUUGUAAGUUUAAUUUAGCAUAAAUAAUUUUCUUUAUGCGGUUUGAAAUUACAUCGAUAUACUUAAGCUUACAAAAUCAAGCUGGUGCUUGAAAUCAUUACUAAAAAUUGUUUUCAAAACAAGAACCAAUUCAUUGGGCGAACUUUUGUUUGUGUAUUUACACUGAACAGGUACUCAAGGAAAAUAAAACAUGAGAAUUACCAGACCAUUCAGUGUGUCACUGAUAUAAUUUUUUGUGUAAAUCUUUCGUCGAUGUUGUAUUGCAGGACCUACGUUUUCCGUGUUUUUUUUCGAAAUAUUAGUUUUUGCUGUUACAAAGAGCAGAUUUCACGAAGGAUGAUGUUUUAUGUGAUGAAGUUCUAUCGAGGGUCGGUCUAACAGGGUCUGAUGAGGGUCGACCACGUUCAAACUGCGUUAACGUUCCUCGUAGUUUUUCUACUCUUUAUCCGGUUACAUGGAAAAGCUGUGAAUGGAAGUGAAUUCGGUAAGAUGCCUUUGACGUUCACAUAUUUUAAGUUUGUGUUUUUGUAGACAUAAGAGUAACAUUCAAAAUUUACGGGUUUCCUAACACUCGUGAGCAAUAUGAUUUGUAAUUAACAUGUCACUGCAACAGCAGGGGUAGUAAAGUUUACAAAGAUUAAAGUAACGUGGAUUUCAUCAAGUGUUAUGCAAUUUAAGGAAACCAGUCCAUUGAAUAAUAGAAAAAUAAUAGGUUUUUGGGGGUGGGUGGUGCUUAAAUUUUGAUCUGAAAAUUGAGCUAGGGAAACCCUAGUUUUUUAGGGAGUUACAAGGUCAAAACCAAACAUGGUGAAUAUAAUCUGUAAGGUUGAAAUACGGCUGAAUUGGGCGUCGUCUGCAUUUCUAUAAAGAGGGUCUUGAUGGGGUGAUGGCUAAAAUUUUGGUGAUUCUUGCGGCUAAUGGUUAAUUUUUCCGUUAUGGUACUCUCAUAAUGACACUUUCUACAUUAGAAACGUUUUUAAGGUUAACGUUUUUCACGACUACCGGUUAAAUGUUGAAUGUGUUCAAUUUUUCUGCCAAACGGCUAAACUUUGGUUUUUUUUUAUUAACGGUUAACUUCGUUGAGAACCUCUGUGGAGGAGGCGGUCCAGUCACUUUUAUUGCUUCAAAAGGACAAAUAGUGGUGAACCAGAUUCCAAAUCUGAUUUAUAGUUGAGUCAGAAACGAUUGUUCAUUCAAAACAUUUUGAAAUAGUCAACAGGUUAGAAUUUUCAACUCGGUUGGUGGUCAAAAGAUUCUAAAAGCAGGUCUUAAGAAAGGACUGACCACUUUUGUAAACAUCACUGAGUUAAGAACACGCAAUUGAUCGUCCCACCCACGUGCACAUACACGAUGUUCGAGUCACGUGUACCUCGCGACAAAUCGUGUAACAGUUGUAAAGGCUGACCAUUAACCAGAAUUGAUCGACCCUAUAAAUCAAUUUAUGAGUGAAACAUAUCCAUCAGAAUAGUGGUAAAAUAUAGGCAGACAGUUGCUAAGUAAAUAAUGAAAUUCUCGUUAUAAAUGAACCGAGAUGGUCAGCUAGUCCUGAUUGAUGACCUGAGGCUUUACUUCAUCACGCUGUAUGAUUGGGCUUGAAAAUUAGUACCAAUUUCUCGUCCAAUGCGAUUCCGGGCUAAACUAACUGCGACUUGGUCACUUGCGUUUUCCUGCGCUUCAGAAAGUUUGCUUGUUUUUGUUUCGAGUACUCAUUGGCUCCGUAUCGUAUAUUUCUUUCUUCUGAUUUGAAACUGUGGCUGCUCUACUUUUGGUUUACCGAACCUCAAACUUAAUGGCGCUUUAUUGCGUUCAAUUGGAUUGUAGAAAGAAAGAACUCCACCCAAACUCCUUUCAAGUGCUUCACCCCCUUUAACAGAAUGUUUAGUGCCCCUGGGAUUUCAGUUUAUUCUAUAAUAGUAAAUAGAAUGCAACUGCUCUUAUUUCUCCAAUAACAGUUAUUAUCGAAGGUGACAUGAAGGUUGAUAAGCGCUUUAUUGAGCAUUAUAUGAGAAGAAUAAAAAAGCGUGGUGCUAUCCUAAACCGAAGAGUUGGUGCGAGUUAUUACUGGCCCGAAACGAUCGUAGACGGAAACAAAAUUGUGCGAAUACCCUAUACACUGAACAUUGGAUUCUACAGUAGAUUGUUCGGUAAGAAAAGUUAUAACACGUAAAUGAUUCUUUCCCUUACCCUUUCCACGUUCAUUUCAUUUUACUGUUGUCAAAUUGGCAAAUUGAUUCCUUGCUGCCAUGCGUGUGUUCAAUGAUAGAUCACAGAUGAUGUCAAGGUGUAAUAGGAAAGCGCAGUCGAGUGUGACACUUAUUUUGAUGUCUUUUGUGAUUUAUAACCAAACAGACCAACUGUAAUAUGGAAUCUAUUUGUUUUAUGCAAUAGAGAAGCAAAAAGUGUUAAUGGUGACGUUAUAUAUGCGUCUGUCCUCCAAUAGAUCAUAGCGCUUAUUUCAGCUUAUUUACAAUUCGGUGUUGUUGAUGAUAAUGAUGAUGAUUUUCAUGAGGAGGGCUUCUGUUUGAAAUAUAUAGCGUGUUUAAAAUAGACCUCAUCAGGAAAUUAUCAGCAAUUUCAGUCAUAUCUGGGACUUCCUGCGAAGAAAUAUGUUGCAUAUUCCAAGAGGCUUUGCAAUACAGAUAUACUCUCAAUAAAUUGACUAUGGGUUGCUCUUGUCGUUCAGACUUAUUUCGUUAGCCUGGAUACUAUAGGGUAAGUCUUUAAAAAGCUCUCUUGCCACCGAUUUAAAAGAGUUUUAAAGCACUUAUUUGAUAAUUUUCCAAGUGAGGUAACGCUAUACGCGACAUGAUAAAUGGUAUUAUUUGAUGUUUUCUUUUCAGGAAAUGAUAUGGUAAAUGGUUUUCUAGCAGCCGUCCAAGAAUUUGCUAAGCGGACCUGCCUUCGUUUUGAAGAGAAAGAGGACGAAGACGAAGAUUACUUAGAAAUUUUCAGUGGUCCGGGGUAAGGAAUUGAAAGAUUAUACCGAUGUUCCAUUCCAAUUUCUCGAUGCAUAUGUAUUUAUCAUUUGAUGUGGCCUCUAUGGAGUCUGAUGAAGAAAAGAUAGCCCACGUAGGAAUGAACUCAUUCACGAACGAACGCAAGUGUGCACGCACGCAGGCAUGCACGAACAAUGGAUGGAUGAAUAAGAAUGGAUAUUAGACAAGUAACGAAAAAGGAUACUUAGAGCCAAGUUUAAAAUGAUCAAUCCCUUUCACAGUGCUUAGGUCUCAUUCACCACAUGAUGAAGGGCUAACAAUCGAGACGUAAGCUUUAGAGACUCUUUACGGUGGCCAGUUUACAUUUUCAACUUAGUUGAUGGAAGCAAAUUAUUUUGUAAUGCCCUCCGCCGACGCAGUACUACAGUCUUUGUACAAACUUUUCCUCUUUUGAUGAAAGUUGAGCCUCGCGGCUCUUUAAACACCUCGGCAUGUCUUGCCUAGCUGAUUAUUCCCUGAUCUGAAUUGACAGAUGCUUCUCUAUGAUUGGACGGCGCGGCGGCAAACAAGAAGUUUCACUUGGUAAAGGAUGUGAGACGAAAGGGAAAGCGACCCACGAACUGAUGCACGCCCUUGGGUUUUUGCACGAGCAGAGUCGAAAAGACAGAGAUCGACACGUUACUAUCUUAACUCAAAACAUUCUGGAUGGUUUGUCAGAAAUUCAAUUAUAAAUGACACUUACCAUGUGAACUAACAUAUGACUUCAGAUACUGUAUGGAACUGCUUUAGAACAGAUUUAUCCGAACAAUUCAGUCAGCCGUCUGGUUCGGUCAGUGGGUCUGAUUCGGUCCACGAUCAGAGUCAGUCAGUCAGUAAGUGAGUCAAAAGUCAGUCAUUUAGUCACGGUCAGUCAGUCAGUCUGUCAGUUAGUCAGGCAGUUGGUUAGUAAGUUAGUUAAUUAGUCAGGCAGUCAUUUGAACAGUCAAACAGGUGAAUAAUACUUGCUAGUCACUUCCGAACUAGCCACUGAGCGUUAUCAAUAUUAACUACCUUUAGAAGGUGUUAUCUUUUUUUUUUACUCAGAUUAAAUGUUUCACAGUUUUAUGCUCUGUUUAUCUUUAAAUUUGAUAUUUCUUCUUUCUAGUUGGAGUGUCAGAAUUCAAGACGUAUAAUCAGGACAACGGCAACUUACCGUACGAUUUUCACUCUAUUAUGCAUUAUAACAACAAGAUUUUUAGCAAAAAUGGUGAAAAUACAAUCCAAGCUCUCAUCGACCCCAAGAUGACCUUGGGGCAAGAAUACGGACUUUCAGCAUUGGACGUUGUAAGAGUAAACAUGUUAUACAAAUGUCCUCAGCUUCGGACGGAUCGUAAGUGAAUGUAUGUUUUGUAAUACACUUAUCGUAUCUGCCUCUAGCUUUGGUGAAUGGAUUGUUCUGUCGGUUGAAGAGUCAGUCAAUCAGUGAAUAAAUAUUCGAUGAACGCGCCGAUGAUUGAAUGGAUGGAUGAAAAAAAGAAGGAAUGAAAAAUGAUUAAAUGAAACAAACAUUUAAAAAAGGAAGAUGUGGGUAAAUGAAGGAAUCGAGUAGAUAAUAAAUCAGAUUGAUUGAUUGAAUGAAUGAAAAUGAAUAAAGGAAUGAAUAGAAAAGUAGAUAAAUGGAUGGAUGGAUGAACAGGAGGAAUGAUGGCUGAAAUAGUUUCGACAUUGAGACAUAGAAACAAAAAAAUUGCACAACCAGAUAUUAGCGUCACGCAAACCAGUUUGCCUUUUUCGAAUUUUGACCUUCCGAGAUUAAUUAACUUUAACGGUAUGCUCUUCUUUAAAGUUGCACAGCUAAAACUUUUUUUUAAUAAUUACAUUGUGCAAUAGUGGUGCUCUACUUUGUCACUGUUUACACGUCUAAUGAUUACUGGGCCGGCACCGACUCAAGGGUUGAUAUUGUACUUGACGGAGCGAAAGGGGACUCGGGAGAGAUAGAAUUGGAAUCUCCUGAAGAUGUUCCAGACCCAUUUGAACGGGGAAGGUGAGAUUACUAAUUGCUUUAUCUGUUACCUUCUAGUUGAACAAACCUGCUGUCUUAUCUUAAUUUGGUUUCAAUCACGUUGGUUGUUCCUGGAAGUGUUGUUUUCGUAUGAGUCAAAAGAGGAUUAAUAUCCAUAUGAAUAGUGACAAUGAUAAUGAUAAUCAUUUAUUUCUAGCACUUUACAUCAGUGCUUUUACAAAAAUUGUAAUAAUUUAGGAUCCGGGAACACUUUUACCAUAAUCAUAAUAUAAAACCAAACAAAGAAGUAGAUUGACAUGCUCAAAGAUUACAUAAAUAAGCCCUAAGUCUGUUUUAAAAAUAUCAACAGACGGGACGCUCCUCACCUCUAACAGAAUUGUUCGUAAAACUACAGAUGAGUAUCGUGGUUAAGCGUAAGUCGUUAAUAGUGGUUCACUUUUCGCCCGAUUGUUGACGUCCCGCUCGUCAUGAGAGCGGGGUGCUUGCGUACGAAGCUGGAAAAUUUGAAGCUUUUUUCAUUUCAAGCUCUCUUUGAGGCUUGCCUUUGACUUAACAAGUAUAGAGAACUGAUAAAGAGACAUUUUAUAUGAUACUUGUUACCCAAAAAAUAUUUCUUAUGUGAUGAUUAAAUGUCCCUAAUGUCUGAAAUCUUAUCAUUUUCAGUGAGGAUACAUUUCCCGUAAUUUCUCCUGCUGUUGGAGAAUUAAAAAGGCUUCGUAUCAGGUUGGCCGGAAGUAGCUGGAGCUGGUUCAAUGGUUGGAAACUUGAAAAAGUAAGAAAAAAAUUCUUUUCCGUCGUUCACCCUUGGAAAAGCUUUCAGGUUUUUAUGACGCAUAGACAACAAUAACUAGAACAACUUGUUAAAGGCGCACAGGACGAGAAAAGAAGCGUGGUUCAUUUAUACAUCGGUGUUACUGUGCCUCUCCAACCCUUAUUGAUAUUUAGCACUGAAACGUUUAGUGCCAGUUGUUUAAACAACGUUUUAGACGUCGUGUAGCAAAACCGCGUUCCAAACUAUCAUGAAUUUUGCUCAAUCUUUCAGCCGAACAUUUAUUUUUGUGAACUGUGUCAAGAGGUUCAAAAGCUAGCAGUGGAAAGGUAUUUAUUUCUCUUAUAGAGAAAGGUCCACUGCUUGCGUAAAACUGCGGUUUGGCUUAGACCUUAUGUAAAUAACCGGCUUUCAGCAUCGGUUAUUGAAACGAGAUACAAUUUUGGCGGCGGUUUUUGACGAUCAAUGAACUUUGAAAGUUCCUUAUAGGGAGGUUUUGAAGUUAUUAGAUUUUUCUUUUAGUGUUAAAUAGAAGCCCUUUGACAGUUUCGCAGAAACUUAAAGUUUUGAGGUUUUUUCCUGCUUGAUUCAAGAUUCUUUAGAGCGCGGUUUGGAUGAAAAAAGAUUAAACUUUGCUUUAAUAACUGGCCUUAAGGGUUGAAACAUGAUUGAGGUUCGCAAAAGUAUCGUAGUUUGUGUCUGCUUAAAAGAAUAUCGAGCAGUGGCGUGUAAAGGCCCCCCUACCCUUAAUCCCCUACCCAGGCUUCCCACGGCUUUAGUCUCUUGCUCGAGCUUACCACCAACUAGAGGUGGGUAAAGGUGGAUGAACUGCCGAUGCGAAUUUGGUAAGCUGAUGCAUCUUUAGUUCGAUGUCGCGAAGUUGGCGCGACGCCUUUUUUCUUUUCUUGAUGAUACAAAAUCCUGUGAUAACAUUUCAGACCACUUGGUGUUCGCAUGGAAGACAACCUUUUUUUUUUUCUCUUUCUCUUAUAGGUGAAAAUAGAAACACCAGAUAACAAGAAAAUUCAUUUCAAAUAUAAUGAGUGGAUUUAUUCCGGCGAUCAUGUAACUUUGUCGCCCUCUACUAGGAGGAAAAGAAAGCGAAAACAGAAGAUAGCUUAA